Molecule: messenger RNA, 1470 nt
Organism: Penicillium alfredii
Lineage: Eukaryota; Fungi; Ascomycota; Eurotiomycetes; Eurotiales; Aspergillaceae
Exons: 3
Coding region: 1-1470 (489 amino acids)
Source: RefSeq, a predicted model, not a curated record
AUGAUGAUCGGCGAUAUCAAGUCCGCGGGGGCUAUUGGCCUCGGCGGCGUCGAGUUCGUGCCAUACUACAACUACGGAGGCCAAUUGGGCUCCCAGCCUGUGGGUGCAAAUUGGUCCAGGGAUGUGUUCGGAACGCCUGCGUUCAAGAAGAUGUUCGUGGCUGCGCUGCGGGCUCACAAGGAGGCCGGCUUGGCUAUGGACUUUGCCCUCGGUCCUAAACCUACCUGUCGCCGGAGAACUUCGCUCUUUCUGAGGCAAAGGUUCGGAAUGGCACACUGGGGCGCGACGGCCCUGCGUAAAGAGCGCUGGUUAUCACUAGCAAUAGCCGGGCUUCCCGUCAUCCUCAGUGGCGGAGCACCAGGUGUCUACGCAACGCACGAUGGACGAGACCACUCCAAGGUCCAGCGGGCCAUCCAGACCCUGAAGCAGUUACAGAACGUUUACAGUGUCUCGACUGGGCAAGUGGCAGCCAAGCUCGGAUCUCUCCAUCUGCGGCCACAGGUCGCCGUGCAGACUAACGGUACUUGGUACUCGACCUGGCGGGAAGAUGCUAGCAAUGGAAUGGACCACGCGUUUGUGUUCUGCGACACCAAUGCGUCAACAGGUACGCUGGAUAUCUCCAGUACCAAAAGCCCAAUAUUUCUCGAUCCUUGGACGGGAGAGCAGAGGCCAGUCCUCAACUAUCAGCGACAUGCAGACCGGGUAACAAUUCCUCUUCGGCGGGCAGGUAACCAAAUAGUGGUCAUUGGAUUCACGGCCGAGAAAGCUUCUUCUCUGCAUGUCACCCAGUUACCAUCAAGUGUCCUCGGCUACAACUACACCCAGAACGCCAGUGCAGUGCUGCACGUCUCGGCCAGCAACACGCGCAACCAAUCUAUCAGCCUGUCCAACGGCACGCGCAUCACCCUGCCAACAGAUAUCGCACCCGCCACCCCGCUAUCGAACUGGAUACUGACAGCCGAGCACUGGCAAGCACCACACAACAUUUCCAACGCAGCCAUCAACGCAGUCAAGCACAACACCACACACCACCUCCACAAACUCGUCUCCUGGACACAGCUCGAAGGCCUGAAAAACGCCUCAGGAGUGGGGUAUUACUCCACAACAUUUACCUGGCCCCGACCUCCUUCUACCACCACCACUGCUGCUAGCAGUAGUGCAAAUAGCAAGAAAUCAAGCCGAGCAGACGGCGCCUACCUCAUCCUCCCACCAAUCAACCACGCCGCCCGGGUCUACGUUAACGGACACCAGCUGCCACCGCUAGACCUGGCAGCACCCCGCGCAGAUCUGGGACCGUAUCUCCGCAGGGGCCAGACGAAUGAGGUCACCGUGGUUGUGCCGACGACGAUGUGGAAUUACAUCCACAGCAUCUAUGGCCGCAUCCGCAAUGCCGGACAGCCGCCGCUGCUGAUCUCUGAGGGGUAUUCCCUGCCCCCGCGCAGUGAGAAUGAUCUGUAUACUGACUCGUGA